UGAGAUCAGCAGAAUUGCGACUUGCCCUCCCAGCUUCGCUAUUUCCCUUUUGUUCAAGUAAGGACUCAGACGAGACGAGCCAGAAGCACACGAUGAAUAUGUCACGCCCACGUAGCAACACUUCUUUGCGCAUCAAACCCAAUAAAGAAUGCAAUCCAGAUAGUUUCGGCAGUGAUGACUCGCUUUUCGAUGACUUUUUGGAAGCUGGCAAAGCCACAGAUUGGACAACCAUGGAUCAUAUAUCAUCUCCGGCGAGUGGGAAUAAAACACAGGAACCCCCGAGCAAGAAGAGCAAAAGAUCCAAGGAGGCAAAGGGUGCACACAAAGCGGAAGAGCCAACCCAGCUUGGAAAUGGUAGAUGGAGCUGCAACCAUAGGUGCAAAGACAAAACAAUGUGCAAGCACCUCUGUUGUCGGGAAGGGCUUGAGAAACCCCCAAAGCUGAACAGAAAGCACUCUACUGGAGGGAUAGACCGCUCAAACGGACUCAGUCAAAUGACGUUAUCUGCAAGUAUCACCAAGAACAGCACAAAGAUGAAUAAUCCCGGUAAACCACGGGUUCGAGAGGACAGUAGGCCUGACAAUGGGUCACAAGAAAUGCUACAAAAGCCCUCUCAAGAAUCAGAGAUAGGUUUGAGAGGUGCUGCUUGUGAAGACCCAAUAUGUCCUGGCUCUAAUACUAAGGACUCGUCGAGCGACUAUGGAGAUGACAGCUUCAGUGAUUUGCCUUCACCGUCUGGUUUGCUCCUUGGCCACACUACUGGAAAGACAGACCGGGAUGACCAGACCACCAGCAAAGAGACCUGCUUAGAGAAAAAUGUCAAAACAAAAGAUGAUUGGAUUUACGCAGAUGAGCGAUGGUUUACACUAUCAUCCUCACUUCCUGACUCGCGUUUGCAAGGUAAAGAUGUAACCACUACCGAGGCCGCAGGGACCUUCACGGAAUCUGUGGGUGAACCAAGGACAUGCAGUUCAAAUGGUGAUCAAGGGGCCAAGUAUAACAACCAAGCCACUACUGAGAUGAGAGAGGUUGGACACCUUGGAAAAAAGCGAAGGCGCUCUUUGGCUUCUGGGGACAAAGCUUACGAUAAGAGAAUCAUGAAGAAACAUAUAGACAACCAAGCCACUGAGGCUUCUGCAAGUCAAAGCCAAUACUGCAGUGCUGACACAUCAAGUGGCUACAAUCAGAAUCCCCAGUCCUAUGAGCCUCCUCAUUCACCUGAAAUCUGGGAUGACAUCGAUCCGACUCUGCUAGACGAGUUCAAAGACAUUGUUAGCUUCUUCUAGAGUUGAAGCUAGGCUAAUGGAUAAGCAGUACCUAAUGCAAAUCUUUCCCAAGGGUUGGAGAGACCUACUACUACCCACCAACCUGAGAUAUGGAUACAUAUCCCUUCCAUAUAUAUUAUAGUGUAUUGUUAAGCUAUCCCUUCUACUGAUACAUCCCUAACUACCCAUCAUUGACCUGUGUUUAUGUCUAUCUUUUCGAGAUUGUGAUAGGGAGAACACCCUGGGGAAACCCACUGUAUCUCAAUUAUGUCAUAAAAACAGUGCAUGUUCAAGCAGUGAAUUGAAGAUAAACUCCGUUAAGUCCAGUCUGCAUGGCAACAAAGAUACAAUGUCUCAGUAUCACGUCUCGUCACAGGACAACCUUGUCCCGCCCUCUUCCGUAUUCAGCGCGCACACUUUCUCUGCUAUCACCGCGAGACCAUACUUCCAAGGCUACAUUGUCUCUUUUUUAACGCUUUCUAUGUAGCUUUCUUGUUCAAACUACUUCUUCCUUGAUAUAGGAUUAUCAGGUAUCGUCACCCCAUUGCUGAUUGUUGUUGUUAUUGUCUUUUCGCUUUGUCCUUGUCUCCUUGUCUGCUAUGUUCUGCUUAACGUAGGACAACAGUCACAUCCCUACUAUACUUGUUUGUGUGAGCCUAUGUCUUGUCUAAAGCCUCUGCGCGCCAUGUUUCUACUUCAUAUUUGAUAUGUAGGGAGAUUUC
This is a messenger RNA of Aspergillus pseudonomiae, 1987 nucleotides long. RefSeq lists its product as uncharacterized. The transcript has 3 exons. Bases 93 to 1286 code for a protein of 397 amino acids. The record is from RefSeq and is a predicted model, not a curated record. Lineage: Eukaryota; Fungi; Ascomycota; Eurotiomycetes; Eurotiales; Aspergillaceae.